This is a messenger RNA of Parus major (Great Tit), 1431 nucleotides long. RefSeq names its product heparan sulfate-glucosamine 3-sulfotransferase 6 (gene HS3ST6). The record is from RefSeq and is a predicted model, not a curated record. The transcript has 2 exons. Gene Ontology annotation, molecular function: [heparan sulfate]-glucosamine 3-sulfotransferase activity. The annotation marks the transcript as partial. NCBI's taxonomy places the organism in Eukaryota, Metazoa, Chordata, Aves, Passeriformes, Paridae.
CGCUUCCCCCAGGCCAUCAUCGUGGGCGUGAAGAAGGGCGGGACGCGGGCGCUGCUCGAGUUCCUGCGGGCGCACCCCGGGGUGCGGGCGGUGGGCGCCGAACCCCAUUUCUUCGACAGGUGCUACGAGAAGGGGCUGCGCUGGUACAGGAGCCUGAUGCCACGGACCCUGGAGGGACAGAUCACCAUGGAGAAGACCCCCAGCUACUUUGUCACCAAGGAGGCGCCGCGGCGCAUCUACAACAUGUCCCGGGACACGAAGCUGAUCGUGGUGGUGCGGAACCCCGUCACCCGAGCCAUCUCGGACUACACGCAGACCCUCUCCAAAAACCCCUCCAUCCCCAGCUUCCAGGCUCUGGCCUUCAAAAACCUCAGCACGGGACUGAUCGACACGAGCUGGAGCGCGGUGAGGAUCGGGAUCUACGCCAAGCACCUGGAUAAUUGGCUGCAGUACUUCCCUCUCUCCAAAUUCCUCUUUGUCAGCGGGGAGAGGCUGGUCAGCGACCCUGCCGGGGAGAUGGGCCGUGUCCAGGACUUCCUGGGGCUCCAGAGGGUGGUGACGGACAAACAUUUCUAUUUUAAUGAGACCAAGGGCUUUCCCUGCCUGAAGAAGCCGGAGGGGGGGAGCAAACCCCGCUGCCUGGGGAAAUCCAAGGGGCGGCCGCAUCCCAAAAUCGACGGGCAGGUGGUGCAGCGCCUGCGGGAGUUCUACAGACCCUUCAACAUGAAGUUUUAUCAGAUGACAGGGCAGGAUUUCGGGUGGGACUGAGCCCAUCACCAGGGCACGCUGCCGGGCUGGCACCUGGGCUGCCAGGACUGCGGUCCAGGGAUGUCCGUGGUCAUCAUGGUCAAGGGAUCCCUGUGGUCAUCGUGGUCAGGAGAUGUCUGUGGUCAUCAUGGUCAAGAGAUCCCUGCGGUCAUCAUGGUCAAGGGAUCCCUGUGGUCAUCAUGGUCCAGGGGUGCCCAUGGUCACUGUGGUCAAGGGAUCCCUGUGGUCAUCAUGGUCAAGAGAUCCCUGUGGUCACUGUGGCCACCCCACCAGCACCCUCCUCCCUUCGUUCUAAUUUAUAUUGGACCUUUUCUGGCAAGAAAUGGACUUUUCUGGAGUAGAGAGAAAUAUUUAAGAAAUAAAACCAGAGAUGAGCCCUCUCCCCUCCCUGAGCAGAUUAAAUAUUCUUCCAUAUAAACCUCGCUGAUCUGCGUUAACUGGGAGCGCUCCGGGUGGGUUUGUGGGGUCAUGGAUAAAAGGAAACCUUUGGAAACCUCUGGGGCAGGCAGGCAGUGGGGUUUUGCUGGGGGUGACACAGUCAUCAGGGGACGGCUGGGCAGCAAACCCCAAUCCUGGGAGAUGUUUUGUAAAAGAGUCUGCAGGAAUUUCCCAGCUGAGCAAAACAAUGAAGAGCAGCAGUUCUGAAUAAAUGCCAGCUCCUGG